GUCGGGGGAAGGAAGUCGGGGAAGGAAAGGGAGAAGGAAAAGGUCGGGAUGAGGUCGGGAUGGGAUGGGAGUCGGGAUAGAAGAGGAGAGAGGAGGAAUCUAGGCAUGGGAGACGACUCGCGACGAUGUCGGGAUCGGGGGAGCAAGGGGAGAGAGGGAGAGGUCGGGACGGGGAGGUCGGGAUGGGAGGUCGGGACCAAGAGGUCGGGAUGGGAGACACGAACAGAGGAGGGAGAGGUCGGGAUGAGGGAGGGAGAGUUGGGACGAUGUCGGGGGAAGGAAGGAGAGGGGGAGAGAGAUCGGGACGGGAAGGAAGGGAAGGUGGGGGGGGGGCGGAAGAGGUCGAGAUGAGGUCGGGAUGGGAUGGGAGUCGAGAUAGAGGAGGGGGGAGGAGGAGUCUAGGCAUGGGACGGGAGGCGGGCGAGAAGCUGACAGAGGCAGUGAAAAGGUUGAGCCAUUUGGAAAAAUCUCUUGAGAAGACAACGAGCACAAAAGGGCUUGAGAUCAAACAACGGGAAGCUGAUUCAAUCAAAGUUAAGUUGGUGGCUACUUUAUCGAAAGAAGUUUCUGCCUUGCAAAACAUGGGUGAUGAACAAGUCAAGAGCUUUGCCAAUAUGAACAAGGCCUUUGUUGACGGCAACCUCAAAUCCAUUGAAGACGGUGGGCGCUAUCUUGGGGAGACAAUCACAAUCUACCAGAUGCAGCUGCAAGAGGCUGAAAAGCAUGCAGAUAAAAACAGGAGUAGCCAUUUACUGCAAGUGCGUGCUUUGGAGGAGAAGACCCAGAAAGCUAUCGAAGACGCCUUUGCGUCAUUUGUUGCAGCAAUUCCUCCAAAACGUGAAGAUCUGGAACUGCUGGAGGCUCUUGACUGGCAUACAAAUCGCGUGCACCUCAAGUUGCGUUCCGAGCUGGAGAAGAGUUCCCAAUCCGAGGCCUCCAUUGAAUUAGCAAUCUCCCAGCUUGCCGAGCUGGCUUCAGGAAAUGCUGAGAUUGCACUGGAUAGUAAACACGAGCCUUCACUUUGCAUGAAGGUCAUCCGCGCGAGGCAUGGGAUAACUAUUUUUGACCGUGUAGUGGUUCAGACCAUGGUAGUCAAUACAAAGACGAAGGGUGCCGUCCUUCUUGCGAUCGAAGAGGACUGGGGCACUCCAUGGGGAAGUACUCGGUUUAAUGAAGCCCUGGCGAAGCAGCUCCUCAAGUUGGCGCUUGAGUUUCUGGGCUUCGGGAACCAAAAGGCAAUAAGGGGCACGAUUCUGAAUGCGAUAGUUGUGCUCGAGCGGGAUGUGGUGCUCGAUACCACGCAUGGGAGGAAUGCUGUUGUAGGAGACGGAUGGUGGAAAAACAUUGUGAUACUCACGAAGGAGGGCACCUACGCUAGGCGGCAAGGAAGAAAAAAGGGUGAGGAGAUCCGUGAUGUCGACAACAUAAAGUUCUACAUCAGGCUCACGAAGGAGGUGGUGGAACUGGAUGCCUUCACAGAGUGUGGUUUGUUAUCUUGCGGAGGUGGCCUUCGGAUUUGGAGCUCCUUCAGUCUUUCGGCGAUUGGUGGCAUGUCGAUCUACGGCUGGAUGGUUGUUGCAUUUUGUGGUUGUGAAGCUGCUGGUGUCGCCAGCUUUGACCUUCGGACGGCUUCUACCCGGGAUGUUCGAAGCAGCUUCGAGGAGGGCCACUGUGGCCAGCUUCCUUCUUUGCGGUGGUGCGCGCACGGGGGGUGCGCUCGGGCGUGGCUUCUUCGAGCCCUCGGGGCGAUGGCGGGCGUUGCCUCCCAGCUUCAAAAUUCAAAGUUGGGCGUGCGCGGCGCACGGGCGGCUGGGCGUGAGGGUGGCGGCGGGUUUCAGUUGGCGGCAGCCCGUCGGGCUUAGGCUGGGCACGCGCGCACUAUAGCGCAGUGCUGGAAAUCGC
Chara braunii is the source of this 1902-nucleotide messenger RNA. The record is from the annotation of a GenBank genome assembly. Lineage: Eukaryota; Viridiplantae; Streptophyta; Charophyceae; Charales; Characeae.